AUGGCAAUGUCGAAAACUUCAGGCCUGGCGAUCUCGUCGACCGAGCCGGCUGCACUAUACAUUGCGCCUAUCCCCCUCGAUGACGAUGAACAACGAAGGAUCCGACGAGUGUUGAUAACAAAUCGUGGAGAGAUAGCAUGUCGAAUAGCUGAAACUUGUCGGAAGCUCGGCGUGACAACGAUCGCCGUAUAUGUCGACGAGGAUGCGACUUCCAAACACAUUCUCGAAGCUGACGAGGCCAUCGGACUGGGAGCAAUCGAUCAGAAAGGUGGCAAUCCAUACCUCAACAUCAGCCUUUUGAUUCAGACUGCGCUCAGUACUGGAGCGGACGCUGUUCACCCAGGUUACGGAUACCUCAGCGAGAAUGCGGCCUUUGCAACUGCUGUACGGGAGGCAGGGAUUGCAUUCAUAGGGCCAAGCUCCCAUGCGAUGUCCACGUUGGGCGACAAAAGAUCAGCAAAAGCCUAUUUGCGGGAACAUGAUUCUAGAGUGCCGUUGAUACCCGGUGCCUUCGGAGCAAGUCAAAAUGUCGACGACCUUCAGCGAUUCGCGGACGAGAUGGGGUAUCCCGUCAUGUUGAAGGCUUCAGCAGGUGGCGGAGGAAAGGGCAUGCGCAUUGUCCGCGAAGCGUCCGCAUUUCCUGGAGAACUUCGCACAGCCCAAUCUGAAGCUGCCCGAUUCUUUGGUUCCAGCGACUGUAUUCUGGAGAAGUAUAUCGAAGCGGGCAAGCACAUUGAGAUUCAAAUCAUCGGCGAUAAGCAUGGCAAUGUGUACAGUCUCGGGGAACGGGAGUGCUCAGUUCAGCGACGUCACCAGAAAGUGAUCGAAGAGACGCCUUCGCCGUGGCUCGAUGCCGCCAAGCGCCAAGAAAUGAGUGAAGCCGCCGUCCGCGUAGCGAAACUACUCGGCUACGAGAACGCUGGUACCGUGGAAUUCGUUUUUGACGUGCAGACUGGGAAAUUUUACUUCCUCGAAGUGAACACCCGUUUACAGGUCGAGCAUCCCAUUACCGAGGAGGUCACCAGGUUGGACAUCGUAUCGUUACAGUUAUUUGUAGCGGCAGGUGGAGACCUCUCGUCGCUUCCUCGACUCCAAGCGAUUCAGCAAGUAGGUCAUGCAAUCGAAUGCCGACUAUGCGCUGAGGAUCCCAGCCGAGACUUCUUUCCGCAGACGGGCACCAUCAGGCUUUGGCAGCCCGCGAAACUAUCGGAGGCAGAGUCUAGACACAUUCGCUUCGAGACCGGUGUCCAAAGCGGAUCGCAAAUCUCCAUCCACUUCGAUCCAAUGAUCGCCAAAAUUGUAGUCUGGGCACCGACGAGAGGACAGGCACGAAACCAACUGGCUCGGGUCCUCGCUGAAACUGCUUGCAUCGGUGUAAGAACAAAUCAGCAGUUUCUCCAGAAAUGUCUACUCAACCCUGGCUUCUCAUAUCCUGGCUAUACCACAUCAUUUAUCCCACAAAACCUCCCUGCAUUGCUGGCUCCGUCGAACCAGCGAGCUGCCGCCCAUUUAGUCGCCAGUCUACCAUUGGUCGCGGGAUACAUUCUCAGUGCGCUGCCGCAAUAUCUGCCGCAAUCACGUAGUUCCGGAAGAGCUUUCGCCAAAGUCGGAUCUGGUUUCAGAAAUCAGAACUAUGAUAGAGUCAAUCGCGCACAGCGCAGAAUUGUUCUCAUGCCAGACGCCGACGCGAACAUGCAGCCAUUUGUCUGUUCAUGGGACUCCAAGGGAAGUCGAGACAAAGGCGCACGCUUCGAUGGACUGAUAGCGCCUCUUCCCAAAGCAGGCGGCCUCACCAAGUCGCCUGCUAACGCGGCUGCGAUCUACAACACUUUGAGCAACGCCAUGAGAAGUGGCAGCCUUCCUGGGGAGGUGACGCACAGCAUCGCGAUCAAUUCAUCUACUGUCCGUACUGUCAGAUCAGGGGCGGCAUCUUGGCUACACGCCACGCUCCGCGUCUCCAUCAAUGGUGUGAACUAUCCAAUCGAGAUGGCCACAGAGCGAGAAGACACAAGCUCCUCCAGCAUCACACAUACGGGAACUGGAAUCAGAGCCAUGUGCCAUCUUCCUCACCUUGGCACCUGGGUCGAUCUCUCCUGCUUCAGUGUCCUAUCUUAUUUCGAACACUUGCGGGAAGCCAGUGAAGGAGGUACAGGAGAGAAGCUGAGAAUCGUAACUGCGCCAAUGCCCUGCAAGAUCCUCUCGGUACUCAAAAAGGAUGGCGACAGCGUCAAAGCAGGAGAGAAAUUGAUCGUUGUGGAAUCUAUGAAAAUGGAGAUCAGCAUUAACGCGGCAGUUGAUGGCACGUUUCAGUCAAAGGUACAGGAACAGGACGCCGUGAAUGAAGGAACGACGCUUUGUAUUGUGGAAUAG
This is a messenger RNA of Cercospora beticola, 2370 nucleotides long. RefSeq names its product acetyl/propionyl/methylcrotonyl-CoA carboxylase subunit alpha. Gene Ontology annotation, cellular component: mitochondrion. The record is from RefSeq and is a predicted model, not a curated record. Gene Ontology annotation, molecular function: methylcrotonoyl-CoA carboxylase activity; ATP binding; metal ion binding. Lineage: Eukaryota; Fungi; Ascomycota; Dothideomycetes; Mycosphaerellales; Mycosphaerellaceae.